Molecule: messenger RNA, 2000 nt
Organism: Cataglyphis hispanica
Lineage: Eukaryota; Metazoa; Arthropoda; Insecta; Hymenoptera; Formicidae
Exons: 8
Coding region: 134-1819 (561 amino acids)
Biological process (GO): long-chain fatty acid metabolic process; fatty-acyl-CoA biosynthetic process
Molecular function (GO): long-chain fatty acid-CoA ligase activity
Source: RefSeq, a predicted model, not a curated record
GUGUUUAUUGUAAAAUAGGUAGUGCUAUUAUCUUAGAUAGAGGUAAAGUGAGUAUAAAAGUCUAAACUUUUAACAUUUUUAAUCCAACAAAAUAUUAUAGAAAGCUGAAGAAAGAUUUAACAUCAUUGAUAAUAUGGAUCCUUUUAACAUAAGUGAUUUAUUUUGUGUAAAAGACAAUAUUUUAAUAGGAGCAAAAACUGCCGAUCUAGAUGAAAGAAUGCAAGAUUGGAAUAUAAAUAUUGGAAGUUUAAUUUUAAAAUCCUUUAUAUCUAAUCCGAACUUCGUUGGUCAGGUGGAUGAAAAAACAGGUGAAGAAAAUACAUUUCAAGAAAUGAGAGAGAAAACCGUAAAAUGUGCAUUAUGGAUGCAAAGAUUGGGUAUUCGAUCCAAUGAUGUAAUAAUGAUAUGUACAAACAAUCAAUUAGAAGCUUAUGUACCGUUUAUAGCCGCUUUAUACAUCGGCGCUGUUGUUAGUCCAUUGGAUAUGUUUUAUAAUCUAGAAAUGAUAGAUUUCUUUGUGGAGCAAGUUAGUCCAGUUAUACUUUUCAUCCAUGAAAGAUUUUAUAAGAAAGUCCACAAAAUUAUAAAUCAAUUACAAGUCCUCAAAGACUUCCCCACCCCAAUAAUCAUAGGUAUUCCCCAUAAAAAGGAAAAUGUACAAACUACAAUUAAAGAUAUCUUCACUCUGGAACAAAUUCUGAAUUUCAACUACGAUCCGGUUAAUAUUGAACACUUUUCCUGCCCAAAAGUGAUAAAUGUGAAGUCAACUGCGAUGAAAUUGUUUACUUCAGGCACAACUGCUUUUCCUACACAAGUAGACAUUCCUCAUUUAGCUUUCAUGGCUCCAUCAAAUCAACAAGCACCCAAUAUGCGUAAAAAUGAUACCGCUCUGUUGUUAGAAUCCUUAUGUUAUAUCAAUGGCAUAUUUAUGACUAUUCAGGCUAUUCUUUUGCAAGUAAAAGUAAUCAGGAUUAAUACACAAUUCACUGCACGAAUAUGUGAAGCAAUAAAAAAGUAUAAGAUAACAUGGAUUUUUCUUGAAGCUAAUCUGUGCAAUCGAUUAAUUAAAUUUAGCGAGCUUGAAAAACAUGAUGUCUCUUCUUUAAGGACAGUUGUAUUCGGCGGUUCAACUAUCAAUUCAUUCAAAAUCCAUGAUGAUCUCACAACAUUGCUACCUAAUGCUUCUAUUCUUCAAGCAUACAGUCUGACUGAAACAGGCAUCAUCGCUUAUCAACGACAACCAGGGAAAAUGGGAUCUUGUGGUUAUGUGAGUGCUGAUGUUCAAUUAAAGAUAGUCGGUAAAGAUUAUCGCUAUAGAGAAAUAUCAUUAGGUCCAGAACGGUAUGGUGAAAUUUAUUGCAGAUCUCCCUAUAUGUUGACAGCAUUCUUAAAACAUAAUUCUGAACAAUCUAGAGUCAUUUUAGAUUGGUUCAAAACCGGAGAUGUGGGUUUGUAUGACAAAGAUGGCGAUAUAUAUAUCGUCGAUCGAAAGAACCAAAUUUUUUAUAUACGAAAUCAUAGGGUUAUACCAACUAUAAUUGAAAAUAUCUUACUAUCUCAUGAUGCGGUGCUUCAAGCAAUUGUAAUCCCUAUACCGGUCAAUGAUAUUGAACACUGUAUGGUAGCGAUUAUUAUGAAAAUACCUGGAGCAAAGGUGACAGAAAUGGAAAUAAGACAACUUGUGGUAGAAAAAACCAGUAGUAUAUUUGCGUUCCAACGUGUGAUAUUCACUAACAUUUGGCCAUGCCAGUCUAAUGGAAAAAACCGUCGCAGGUGUCUUUUGAAUAUGGCGCGUUCUAAGUACUGGGGACAUAAAUAAGAUCUGAUAAAUCUGUCAGCAGAACAUUAUAAUCUGCGCGUUAGAUUCUGUAAUAGCAAAAAAUAGAGGAAUAAUUACACAUAAAAUUAUAAAACAUGUUGAAAUUUUAUAAUUUGAAUCAUGAUGUAAUAAAAUAUAAUAAAAAAUCAUACGAUAAUGCAAUACUUUAAUAUUUUUAAUA